This is a messenger RNA of Dictyostelium discoideum AX4, 1836 nucleotides long. RefSeq lists its product as hypothetical. The record is from RefSeq and is a predicted model, not a curated record. NCBI's taxonomy places the organism in Eukaryota, Evosea, Eumycetozoa, Dictyosteliales, Dictyosteliaceae. The transcript is spliced from 3 exons. Bases 1 to 1836 code for a protein of 611 amino acids.
AUGACAAUUCUUUCAAAGGUAUUAGUGGCAACGGGAUUUUUAUAUGGUAUUUACCAUGUAAAUAAUUUAGUUCAAGAAUAUAAAGAUUAUUCAUUAGAACAAGGAUACACACUUGCUGAUUUUGGAUUUGAACAACCAACAGGUUUAGCUCGUCCACAAAAGAAGAAAUCAGCACGUGAAUCAAAUCAAGUACAACAAUACACUGAAGAAGUUCAAAUACUUUCACAACGUAGUAAAGUAUUUAUAGAUAAAGGUGAUUAUAAUAGUGCUCUUCCAUGUUUGGAACGUAUUGUUGAAAUCUCUCAAGAAUAUCCACCAUUUGCAAGUUAUGGUAGAAAUGCAAUCCUUUUUAUAAUUAAAUUCUCUCAAGAAGCUGGUGAUUAUGAUUUAUAUUCUAAAUAUGCAAAAGUUCUUAUUGAAUCAAUUGAUAAUCCAGAUAAAGGUGAACUUGAAAGUAUUGCUAAAAUGGUAGCUGAUUUUGCAAAUAGAUUAUUGGAAGCUGAUAAAAGUUUAAAUGCUAUUGAUAUAAUUAAGUCAUCAAUGGAAAGAUAUAGUUUUCCAGAUAAAGUUAAAGUUGAUCUUAUUUUAUCUUUAGCCUCUUUAUAUAGAAAUACUCCAAACUCAAGCAAAAAAGAAUUAAAAUCAAUCUUAAAAGCAAUAAAGAUCGCUAAAUCAUCAACUACACCAACUUUAAUUAUUAAUUCUUUAAUUACUUUAUAUGAAUAUUACUCAAAAGAAGGAAAUUUCGAAAAAAUGAGAGAAACUGUUUCAAGUGUUGAGGAACAUUUAGAUCCAAAAUAUUCAGUUUCAAUUUACAAAUAUCUUGCAGAAAGUGCAAAGAGUUACGAACAUUAUGAAGACUAUUAUUCAUUAGUUGAUAAAUUAAUUGGAGUAUUAGCAAAAUCAGAAGCUGAUCCAGUUAAUAAAGAGAAUAUUGUCAUCUCUGUUAAAUUAGAGAAAGCUGAAACUUUAAUGUCAACUGGUUCCACAGAAAAAGCAAAGGAAAUAUACGAUCAAAUUAAACAAAAUGAAUAUUUCUGUUUUGCAACCAAAUCUAAAUCAAAGUAUCUCUCUGUUGAACAUGUUACCUCUGCCAAAGGUCUUCAAUCAAUUUGUGUCGGUCAAAAAUUAAAUACUACUUUACCUUCAGCUGAUACUAUUUUAGUUGUUGAUUUUGAAAAUGUUGAAGAAAAGAAAGAAGUAGAAGAAGAAGAAAAAGUUGAACAAGUUAAAGUUGAACAAGUUAAAGUUGAACAAGUUAAAGUUGAACAAGAAGAAAAAGAAGAAGAAAAGAAAGAAGAAGAAGAAAAAGUUGAAGAGGAAAAAGAAAAAGUUGAAGAAGAAAAAGUUGAAGAAGAAAAAGUUGAAGAAGAAAAAGUUGAAGAAGAAAAAGUUGAAGAAGAAAAAGUUGAAGAAGAAGAAAAAGAAAAAGUUGAAGAAGAAAAGAAAGAAGAAGAGGAAGUUAAAGUUGAAGAAGAACCAAAACAAGAAGAAGAAAAAGAAGAAAAAGUUGAAGAACCAAAACAAGAAGAGGAAAAAGUCGAAUCAGAAGAAGUUGAAUCAGAAGACGAAGAAUCAACAAACGUUGCAAAGAUUAUUGAAAUCAGUGAAGAUGAAAAAUCAAUCAAAGUUUCUGAAUUAGUUGUUCCAACUGUUAACACUAUCACAAAACCAUUCACUGGUGAAUCUGUCACUUUCGAAAAUGAUUCAACCAAAUUAUCUUCACAUAUUGGUUAUCUUGCUAAAAUUUCACUUUACGAUAGCACUAAAACUCAAUUACUUGAUUCACUCUAUCAAUUAAUCCCACCAGAAAAACCAAAACACAGUAUCAAAUAA